Scutellospora calospora is the source of this 155-nucleotide messenger RNA. NCBI's taxonomy places the organism in Eukaryota, Fungi, Glomeromycota, Glomeromycetes, Diversisporales, Gigasporaceae. The record is from the annotation of a GenBank genome assembly.
CAAAACAACAUAAACUUGAUCAAGAUAUUAUUGAUUUAAUUAAACAAAAAUUAACUACUGUUAAUUUAUUUAUUCAAGAUUUAUAUCAAUUAUAUAAUACAAAUUAUUCACAAGCUAGAUUAGUAAUUCAACAACUAACAGCAAAUAAUAAAAUU